Lineus longissimus is the source of this 2068-nucleotide messenger RNA. Its product is annotated as complement receptor type 2-like. The transcript has 7 exons. Bases 1 to 1083 code for a protein of 360 amino acids. The record is from RefSeq and is a predicted model, not a curated record. Lineage: Eukaryota; Metazoa; Nemertea; Pilidiophora; Heteronemertea; Lineidae.
AUGAUACAAUCCCGUACUUUGAUUCCUUUCCGAGCCAUAAGUUGCGACACACCAUUAUUACUUAAUGGAAAAGUAAUAGCGGGUGGUCAAAGUACCCAUGGCACGACAGUGAUCUUUAGGUGUAACGAAGGCUUCAUUCUCGAAGGAAAGACAAAUUCUACGUGUGUUCAUGAAGAUCCAAACAGCGCAAAGGGAAAGUGGUCAGAGCCAACGCCUGCUUGCAAAGUCACCAAAGUAGCGGUGUAUGGGUCAACUGUAACCUAUCAUUGUAACCAAGGCUUUGUUCUUGAUGGGAAAAGAAGCUCCAAGUGUAGUCAAAACGGAACUGACAAUGUUUAUGGGAAAUGGAAUGACCAGUCGCCUGUGUGUAAAGCCAUAAAUUGCGAAACGCCUAUCUUACUGAAUGGACAAGUAACAGCGAGUGAGCUAAGUACCCAUGGCACCACAGUGAACUUUAGAUGCUAUGAAGGCUUCAUUCUCGAAGGAAAGACAAAUUCUACGUGUGUUCAUGAAGAUCCAAACAGUGCGAAGGGAAAGUGGUCAGAGCCAACGCCUGUUUGCAAAGAAAUUACCUGUGACCAACCCGUUCUACAGCAUGGUAAAGCAUCCACUGGUUCCUUACAAUAUAAUUCAACAGUAUCAUACAGCUGCGAGGAUAACUAUUCUCUUACUGGGAAGGCAACGUCCACUUGCGUCCAGGAGGAUAAGACUAGCAUCAAGGGUGUGUGGGCAGAUCCAAUACCGAUUUGCACAGAAAUUGGAUUGGAGUCACCUUCGUCGACAUUGAAUUACGUUCACGGAGACGUGGGAGGACGAACAAAUACGCGUGAUGAAUCAGUAUCAGCAAUGAACAUCGGAAUUGGUAUUGGCUGCGCGACAGUUGUUCUCGUCUUGGUAAUCAUUGGUAUUAUUUUGGCAAUCAAAAACAAAAGUCGAGAAAGCCCACCACAUGAAACACUCGAAGAAGAGCCCCCUGCCAAAUCCAAAGAAAAGGUCUUCCAGAAUCCACUUUACAAUAUAGAGGAAUGGAACGAAGGACAAAACGAAACAAGGGGCAGUUCUGACAUGAGACUUUCCGCCUAGAUUUUGUUUGAGGAAAGUACACGGCAUCAAAUUAUUCAGGAGAUUUAUAGCUGUGUUUCAGUUGGUGAUGAUCGAUUACGUCACGCCAGUUUUCGACGUUACAGGACUUGGUCCCGGUGGCAAAAAUCCUUUGUACAUUUUUAGAGACAUAAUUUAUUUCUCAGAGGAGUUAAACCCGUUCUUCUGAAGACAUGAGAAUGAGAUUUCACAGAUAGAUAAUAAAAAACAGAAUAACUGGCGAAAAAUAUCUUCAAUUUAGUGCAUUCUAGCAUUGAUAUUUUCUGGUAACGUAUACAUGGGGACGAAAAAUACAGACGAGGUACGCGACGUUGCUGAUGUUCACCACUGACUGACACUGAAGGUAUCGUGUGAAACAAAAUUGACCACAUUUCAGAAAACGUCUUGAAUUAGGCAUGUUAGGAAGUCCAUGUAGGGGAUGAACUUAUUAAUAACAGAUUUGAUGGCUUUCACGCAUCUUCUUGAAAACACAAAAAAAACAAUAGCUACUAAAAGAAUAAAGCAGAGGCGUCAAAAUAAUGAUUAUGUUUUGGUAAUUGUCUCAAUAGCAUAAAUUUAACGACCAAUCAUUUUAACUUGAUGUUUUUCGGAAGGGGACUCAAGAUGUUUUUUUUUAGAUUUGUACAUUUCAAGCAGAACACAACAUCCAAAUCUACCACUUACCAGGUGCUUUUUUCACGACAACGACGACGACGACGACGACGACGACGACAACAACAACAACAACAACAACAUUGAUUGUCAUGUUAAUUGUUCAAAUUUGAAAAUAACAAUUAAUCAAUAUUUUUUUGAUUGUUCUUGCACCUUGACCUUUUUAUAUAGUCACCCAAUUACUAUAAAUACAUUAAUUAGCUUUAUCAGAUAUUUCUAUCAUGAUAUUUUCUCUAUAUCUUUUGGCAAAUAACUUGACUGUAUUAUUGUUUUGGGCUUUUCAAGUUAUGAAAUGAGAAUGUGGACAGGCUUUGUU